This is a messenger RNA of Eurytemora carolleeae, 1454 nucleotides long. RefSeq lists its product as uncharacterized. The transcript is spliced from 14 exons. The record is from RefSeq and is a predicted model, not a curated record. NCBI's taxonomy places the organism in Eukaryota, Metazoa, Arthropoda, Copepoda, Calanoida, Temoridae.
UGUGUCUUGGUGCUCAGUGCGUUCACAUCUCUGCCCGCUCAACAUCUCCUUGGGCGUUACAGUCUCCCAGAGUGGACAGUUUAUUAGUGUGUUUAGGCAAUGAAAUAAAAACAGUGAUAAAAUGAAGGGAUUAGGAUUUUUAUUGAUAACUCUAACAGUAGUUUCUGUGAAUUCCAAAGGUCUGCACUACAAAGUGCACUGUGGAUCUGAUAGUAUGCGAGUAGAGUUGGUUCAAAGGGAAGAAGUUAAAAACUUAUAUUUGCAAAACCUCAAAGAUUUUCCAGAGCCAGCCUGCAAGCCUGUGAUUGAGGGAAGAAAGGCGACAUUUGAGCUCAAUCUUGAUGAUAUUUACCAAUGUAUGAUCACUAAAGUAGUGAAUAAGAAAACGGGGAGUAAGGUUUAUUACCAUAGAGUUGUUGUCGAGUAUACGGAUUCUACUCCUAAAGAGUCUAUCCUGGUCAAAUGUGACACAAACCUGACUCCUUUGGGUAAUUCCUCGUACGAUUCAGAGAUUGAAGCUGUCUCUCUUGUUAAAAGACAAGCUGAAUUCCCAGCUUCAUUCAGUGAAGAAGAAGUUGAAAUUACAAGUGAAGUUACUGGACAUGCUCCCUCUCCUGUACUUAAUGUUGGGGUCAGACAAGACGGAGUACUUGUAGAUGAUGAAUUGAACGUGAAGCCUGGAACUCCCUUGAAUAUGGAAAUAUAUCUGGAUAAUAUCAGCAAGGACAUAUAUGGACUUCUUGUUUCUGGCAUGGAGGUUACAGAUACCAGAUCACAGACAGAACCUAUUCUUGUUAAUGGGUAAACGAUAUCUAUCUAUCUAUCUAUCUAUCUAUCUAUCUAUCUAUCUAUUUAUCUAUCUAUCUAUCUAUCUAUACUGUCAUUCCCUGAGUCCAGUUUUGUCCUGUUUAAAGGCACAGUGAAUGUGUGCCUGGAUACGUGCCAAGGGGUUCAGUGUUCCAACGGGCAGAUUGGAUACGGUCGAAGGAGAAGAGAAAUCUUUGACGAUGCUCCAGACCCAAAUAAGGUUUAUGAGAUCUCAAUGUCAACCAUUAUUAAAAUGGAGUGUAAAGACUGUCAAGAAAUCCAGGAGUUUAAACAACUCAAGGAACUAGAACUGAAAGAGCUCAAAGAAGAAAAAAUCAACGUUCUGCAUGAAACUGCCCAUGUUCAAUCUUUCAAGGCGAAUGAGGAUGCAGCUGUGAGUGCACUCUUCGAAGAAUUUAAAACUCCUGGAUUUUCUGUUUUUGAAAAAAGUUCCUCAUCAACGACGACAUUUCAAUUCGUUUUGCUUCUUACUGUGUGUCUUCACCUUUUAAACUAAAUUGAUAACUUGUGCUAAUGUGAUAUGAAAAUACUGUAAACUUUUAAAGACUUAAUCGACUAAGUUCAUCAAAUUUUAGGCAAAAUGUUGAUAAAAUGUGCAUAAUUAACUAAUAAAUAAAUACAACUAA